Molecule: messenger RNA, 210 nt
Organism: Acomys russatus (golden spiny mouse)
Lineage: Eukaryota; Metazoa; Chordata; Mammalia; Rodentia; Muridae
Product: thymosin beta-10-like
Exons: 1
Coding region: 46-210 (54 amino acids)
Biological process (GO): regulation of cell migration; actin filament organization
Cellular component (GO): cytoplasm
Molecular function (GO): actin monomer binding
Source: RefSeq, a predicted model, not a curated record
CAGGCGACGGGCGGUUGGAACAGUCAGCGGCUUGGUUGCAGGAAAAUGGCAGACAAGCCGGACAUGGGGGAAAUCGCCAGCUUUGAUAAGGCCAAGCUGAAGAAAACCGAGCCGCAGGAAAAGAGCACCCUGCCAACCAAAGAGACCAUUGAACAGGAAAAGAGGAGGAUUUCCCCACCCCACCUCGUCAUCUCCAUGACCCCCUCGUGA